AGUCACAGACUACAUUCUCCUCGUCUUUCUUUCUUAUUUUAUUCACCUUCUACUCCGCAGCCACCAAAAGCCAUUUAAAGGAGGAUAAAUUAAAGUUAAAUAUUUAUUACCCCCCCCUCACAAAUGGUGGCUGAUCCUCCCCUUUCACCUCCAAAAGUACACACCCCGAAUCGAGUGGGUGUAAAAUGUAAAAUUAAUUGUUCCACUAAUGACGAGCACAGGAUGAAAAAUUAGAGAAUAUUAAAGAAAGAUAGAAUUCUGAUAAUUUCCAAUUUAUAACGAAUUAUUUAAAACAAUGGGAAUCUCACGACUGAAAAAUAAUAAAAAGGAGGUGAUUGCCUUAUUUGCGAUCGGGUUGUUGUUCGGAUCUUCUUGCGAGGGUGCGGCGACCAAAUCUGGUCUUGUAAAAAAAGUGUUUUGUGAAUUUUAUGAUAGUAAUUUAAAUGACUUUGACGGAGGUGGUGGUGUUGGAGUGGAAAAUGGAAGUUUGAAUUCAUUUUUGCAGUCUGAAGGUGGUAAUGCAGAAAAUGCAAGUGAUACCGAUGUGGAUAUUGCCAAGAAAAUGAUGGUUUGUGGUCGAGAAUCACAAUUUUGUUACGCUUUAUGGACAACGAGUGGGGCUGGUGGAGCGAAUAGUACCAACAACAACACGGCCAAUAUUUCAGACAUUAUUCCACAAUUCCUUAAACAAGGAUGUUGGGAAGCCUCGCCACCAUCGAAUCCGAUUGAUUCCUCACCCACGACAUCACAAUCGUCGCCACAAUCUUCUUCACAAUCCGUUCCCAAGAACUCUGGUUACUGUCAACGCCCCAACUGUACUGCAUAUUACAAGAAGAAAGAAGGCCUUCCCGUCCUUCCUCCGAACCAUAUGCAUUUUUGCUGCUGUCAGGGGAAUUACUGUAACGCUGACGUGUAUCUCGAAGCCAUUGAUGACGAUGAUGACGAAGGGGAAGAUUACUAUGAAACAUUGAUCCCACCGGAAUCAUUAAACAGUAAAAAUUCAAUGUACAUGGCAAUCAUCAUCUUUCUCGUGGUGAUUUGUACGGUUGGACUUGGAUUGGUCGUGGCAAGAGUCCUCCUUGGAAAACGCCUGUUCAAGAAUAGAAAUGGGAGUGCGGCUGGUGGUCCAGGAGGAGAUGGGGAAUUGGAUCCACAAGAAGAGGAGCGAUUGAUUAAUAAUGAUUUUAUGAAUUUAAAAAGAUUCAACAAGAGUUCUCCAGACUCGUUCGAUCUCAAAAUCGAUCUGGAAUCAGUGUUGGACAGAGAAAUUGCAAACGGCCGAUGGGGACGAAUCUAUUCGACAAAGAAGAUGACGAAUAAUCAGCAUCAAUUUUUGAACAUGAACAGCAUAGCAUUGAAAAUUUAUAAUCCUGACCACCGUGAAUUUUUUGACAAUGAGAAAUUUGUGUAUGAAUGUUUGGGCCAAGAGAAUGAGAAUAUUUUGAAAUAUUACGGCUGGACUGAAAGUCCGACUAGUUUAGUUUUAGCUUUCGAUUUAGUGGAUUGUAAUCUAAGAGAAUUUUUAAAGACUCAAACUUUUACUUGCCAUGAAUUAGUCGAUAUUCUUUUGGGAAUAUCCAAAGGGGUCGCUUAUCUUCACAAUGGAGUUUCUGAAGCUUCGACUGCCGUAGCUCACAGAGACCUCACUUCACGGAAUAUCCUGUUGGACAUGAGAACCAAGCGUGUGUGCAUUGCGGAUUUUGGUUUAUCCCUGCUGACCCGUGGAAGUAAAUAUUAUUGGGGUGGUCGUGAACGACAAGCGGAAUUCUGUUCCCUCGCUGAGGCAGGAACGUUGAGAUAUUUAGCUCCAGAAUUACUGGAGGGGGCCGUAAAUUUGAAAGACUGUGAGAAUGCACUCAAACAAGCGGAUGUCUAUUCUAUGAGUUUGAUUUUGUGGGAAGUGGCGAAUUCAUGCCGAGAUCUCAGAAUUUCCGAAACAGUGGAUUCAAUAGAAAUUAACAACAUGUUACACGCGCUACCUUACGAUGAGGAAGCUGGUAACAAGGACAUAUUAAACCUUGAUGACGUUGUCCGCCUCGUCGUGCAGAAUCGUAUUCGUCCUGGUUUCCAUUCAUGGAGUGACAUGGGACUCACACGUGCUUUACGUGAUUCUUUAAAUGAAUCUUGGGAUUCUGAACCGGAUGCGAGGUUAACAUCCCUCUGCAUCGUAGAGCGAAUACAAGAAUUGAAAAUGAAUUUGAAUAACAAAUUCAUAACCAAAAGUAUGAAAGCCUUGGAAAAGAAGCGUGUCGUUUUGGCUGAAGAUCCCGCUUGGAUAAAUCGAAAUCCAACCAUGGAACGAAAUUUAUUUGAUAAUGCGUCGGGAAGUGUAACGGAUACCAACAGCGUUGUUACAAUGGCUACGAAUUUAUCCAGUGGGGGAUCAACUGAUGGAAAUCAUGAACAUAAAUUUAUUAACAAUGUUGCAUUAUUGUCUCAACAACAUCAACCAUCUCCACUACCAAACAGUCAACAAUUACAACCACAACCACAUUUUAAUCAGCAAAAACCUAUUCAAUUAAUCCAAAAUAUUAGUCGAAAAUAAUCUCACACUGUUUUUGGUGAAGAAAAAAAUGCUAAUAUAAAAUGACUCUGUUUUUGGUUAAACUACUUGCAAAAUUAUAUGUUAUAUAAACUAUGAUUAAGUUUUUCUCGGUUUAACUGAGAAUUUAGGAAAAAUCGCUUGUUAACAAUUUUAAAUCGUUAAAUAAAUUAUUUAUUAUUACGCGA
Folsomia candida is the source of this 2730-nucleotide messenger RNA. Its product is annotated as activin receptor type-2A. Lineage: Eukaryota; Metazoa; Arthropoda; Collembola; Entomobryomorpha; Isotomidae. The record is from RefSeq and is a predicted model, not a curated record. Bases 296 to 2545 code for a protein of 749 amino acids. Gene Ontology annotation, cellular component: plasma membrane; signaling receptor complex. Gene Ontology annotation, molecular function: transforming growth factor beta receptor activity; ATP binding. Gene Ontology annotation, biological process: BMP signaling pathway; protein phosphorylation; cellular response to growth factor stimulus. The transcript is spliced from 8 exons.